AUGCCUAACUACGAUAGCGACUCAUCUGAUGAAGGAGCUGACUACUCUACCACAAAUGUCACCUUGGGUUAUGCCACUACAGAACCCACCGGCGACGACAUCAGUCAUCUUGGAGGCCACCCCACCUGGCUCGACGCCCAAAGCCCUCCGCCUGCUGCCCUUGCCAAAUGCAAAGUCUGUGAUGGUUAUAUGUCUCUUUUGCUACAGUUGAAUGCAGACCUGCAACAAUUUUUCCCCCAUGACGAACGGCGUCUGCAUCUUCUUUGCUGUCGGAAGAAGUCCUGCUCCAAGAAAUUUGGGAGUAUCCGAGCCUUUCGAGAAGUCAAGAAGCCCGAAGCAAGAGAGAAGAAAGAGACCAAGAGCACAGAGAUACCGCAAGAAGAGCCACAACCCGAUCUGGGAACUGCAUUGUUUGGAGGGACAAGUCCUCGCUCACAGCCAAAUGGCGUCAAUCCCUUUGCCUUGGGCGGUGGUGGAACGCUCUCUGGUUCUAUAAACCCCUUCGCCACCAUCGCAUCACCCUCAACGCUUGCAUCGAAACCUCCACAAACACCUGUCGAUGAUUCCCAGCCACCAGUCGAAUCGUUUGCCUCCAAAUUGAAGAUUGGGAUCGAGUCCAGACCAGAAUCCGGGAACCAGAAUACGACCGAGCCAUGGCCGGAAGCCUCAGAUUUUCCUCCACCUUUCACCUCGUUCCACCUUGAUGCAUAUCCUGAGGAUUUAGAGAAAGAGACGGAUGCAAACGCCAGUGCCGAAGCAUCUAAAGCGAAGUACGACACAGAAGACAGUGGUGGAGGUCUUGACAAAGACACAUUUGAAUCAUCGCUCGAUAAGACGUUUCAAAAAUUCUCUGACAGGGUGGCUCAAAACCCCGAACAAGUGCUACGUUACGAGUUCAAGGGUGAACCACUACUCUACUCGGGUGCAGAUAAUGUAGCAACUCGAUUUGUUGUUCCUCACGGGAAAUCUGGAGCUAUCAGGGGUAUGCCUCGUUGUGAAAGCUGCGGAGCCCAGAGAGUGUUUGAACUGCAACUUGUUCCUGGUUUGAUCUACGAACUCGAGAAAGACGAGGCUAUGGAUUUAGAGGAUGGGAUGGAAUGGGGCACAAUCAUCCUUGGGACAUGUGCAAACAACUGCGGUGAUGCAGGAAAAGUGGCUUUCCGAGAAGAAUGGGUUGGUGUCCAAUGGGAGGAGAGGGUUGCCAGGAAAUAA
Molecule: messenger RNA, 1212 nt
Organism: Exophiala bonariae
Lineage: Eukaryota; Fungi; Ascomycota; Eurotiomycetes; Chaetothyriales; Herpotrichiellaceae
Exons: 1
Coding region: 1-1212 (403 amino acids)
Biological process (GO): maturation of SSU-rRNA
Cellular component (GO): cytoplasm
Source: RefSeq, a predicted model, not a curated record